GUACUUCCUGUAAUAAAAGCCACAUCGUCCGGCAUAACACAGGUCUGGUUAGAAUUAGAUAGUGGUCAUGUCAGAAACAGCGCGCCCACAUGACCAAACCCGAACUGUGGCAAUAUGAAGGAGAGCAGUUGACUUCGACUAUCGAUUACAACUAUUGAUUUACAACUUUCCGAAGUUUUCCCUGUUGUGGAACGUUUUGUCAUCUCCCAAGGAAAUGUUAGAGUUUGUUUUACCUUUGUUGUUUGGCUUUUUGGCACUCUACUUAAUCAGCGUGCGGUUCAGCAGAACAAGGAGAGAUGGGGAGCCUCCACUUGUAAAUGGUUGGAUUCCAUUCCUUGGGAAAGCUUUGGAGUUUCGAAAGAAUGCUCAUGGGUUUCUUGCAGCACAUAAGGAGAAACAUGGAGAUGUAUUUACUGUGCUGAUUGCUGGUAAAUACAUGACGUUUAUAAUGAACCCGUUGCUGUAUCCGUACGUCAUCAAACAUGGCAAACAGCUGGACUUCCAUGAGUUUUCUGACCAAGUGGCCCCCGUGACGUUCGGCUACCCCCCUGUCAGGAGCGGCAAGUUCCCCGGAAUGGACGAGCACAUCCAGAGGUCCUUCCGCCUUCUGCAGGGUGACAACCUCGAUAACCUGACAGAGAGCAUGAUGGGAAAUCUCAUGCUUGUGUUCCAUAAAGACUACCUGGAUGGGGAGAGUGAGUGGAGGACUGAAAGUAUGUACCAGUUCUGCAAUUCAGUCAUGUUUGAGGCUACUUUCCUGACCAUGUAUGGCAAACCUGCCCACACCAACAGACACAGCGGAAUGGUGAUGCUCCGACAGGACUUUGUCAAGUUCGACAACAUGUUCCCCCUCCUCAUCGCCAGGAUCCCCAUCUCUUUGCUGGGAGGAACCAAGAUCAUCCGGGAUAAACUCAUCAACUACUUUCACCCUCAGAGGAUGUCUACAUGGUCCAACACGUCUGGGUUCAUAAAGGAAAGAGCAGCACUGUUUGAACAGUAUGACUGCAUGGGAGACAUAGAUAAAGCAGCUCAUCAUUUUGCCAUUCUAUGGGCGUCGGUGGGAAACACAGUCCCAGCCACCUUCUGGGCCAUGUAUUACCUGUUGACACACCCAGAGGCCCUUGCAGUAGUGCGUGAGGAGAUCCAUUGUGUCCUGAAGGUCUCCGGACUAGAAGCAGAUCACAACCGAGACGUCACCUUCACCCGAGAACAGCUGGACAGCCUACUGUAUCUUGAGAGCUCCAUAAACGAGAGUCUGCGGCUGUCUUCAGCCUCCAUGAACAUCCGUGUGGCCCAGGAGGACUUCAGCUUGCGGCUGGAGGGAGAGCGCUCCAUCAGAGUGAGGAAAGGAGAUAUCAUCUCCCUGUAUCCCCAGAGCAUGCACAUGGACCCCGAGAUCUAUGAGAAUCCAGAGAUGUACAAGUUUGACCGAUACGUCGAAGACGGAAAGGAAAAGACGGACUUCUAUAAGGACGGCCAGAAGCUGAAGUACUACCGGAUGCCAUUUGGCUCGGGCUCCACUAAGUGCCCAGGAAGAUACUUUGCUGUGAAUGAGAUAAAGCAGUUCCUGUCUCUGCUGCUGCUUCGUUUUGACAUGGAGGUGGUGGAGGGGCAGGAGCCGUGUUCCCUGGACUCUAGCCGUGCUGGCCUGGGUAUCCUGCUCCCUGCCACAGACGUCCAGAUCCACUACAGACCACGUCAGGCCAGAGAGGAAGAGGGGGACCUCUGUAUAAAGGAAGAAUAGAGGGCUGAGCCCCAUGCAGCUCAUAUGGAUUUGUACUAUUUUCUCAUAGGUUGCAUCCCAAACGGUACCCUGUUUAUUCCCCACAUAGUGCACUAUUUUAGACCAGGGCCCAUAGGGUCAUAAGUACUGUUCUAUAUUGGGAAUAGGGUGCCAUUUGAGACGCACCCAUGUAUUUGACUAUUUUCUCAUAGACUGAUGUUAACUCUGGUUAUUCACACGAUAAGUUAUCGACUUGCUAAUUUGUCAAUGUAUUAUAUAGGCAAGCUCCAGCUGUGGGUAAGGCUAGUGAAUCUGCUAGCUAGGAACCUUUUGUUGUUUUAUUCCAUAGGACAUAAUGAGCCAAUAAUUAGAUAUAGUUAUCCGUUUUUGCUGUUAAAAACGAUUACCAUAUCUUUUAUUAAAAUAAAAUACAAAUGUUUAUUAUUAUGCCUUGCUUAUAUUAUUACAUAAGCUGUAUCCUACAGUACAGUAGUUGAAUAAAAUAGUUAAACUAUUUUACAGGGUAAAGCACAAUGUGAUUAUAGCUUUAUGUAUUAGAUGGUGGUGUCCCUAAACAUUUCUGAUGACAUUUAUUCGUAUAAUAACAAUAACUGACCAUUUUAAAGUUAUACAUUCAAAUGUCUUUCCUAUUUCAAGACACUAACAGGAUACUUACCAUUUACUAUUCAUGAAAUCAAAUAAAUUAAAACCUAACAAACCA
Messenger RNA from Oncorhynchus tshawytscha (Chinook salmon), 2444 nucleotides. It is a transcript of the gene cyp7b1, whose product is annotated as cytochrome P450 7B1. Lineage: Eukaryota; Metazoa; Chordata; Actinopteri; Salmoniformes; Salmonidae. The coding region runs from base 215 to 1744 and encodes 509 amino acids. The record is from RefSeq and is a predicted model, not a curated record. Gene Ontology annotation, biological process: cholesterol homeostasis; bile acid biosynthetic process. The transcript is spliced from 6 exons. Gene Ontology annotation, molecular function: oxidoreductase activity, acting on paired donors, with incorporation or reduction of molecular oxygen; heme binding; iron ion binding.